Saccostrea cuccullata (small rock oyster) is the source of this 564-nucleotide messenger RNA. RefSeq lists its product as uncharacterized. The transcript is spliced from 3 exons. The coding region runs from base 1 to 564 and encodes 187 amino acids. The record is from RefSeq and is a predicted model, not a curated record. NCBI's taxonomy places the organism in Eukaryota, Metazoa, Mollusca, Bivalvia, Ostreida, Ostreidae.
AUGCCAGGUAAAGAAAAGAUUGACAUGUUGAGAAGACCAAAGACAGGUGGGGGUCCGGCGCCUUCUUCUUUAACAGCUUCCGAGGACGCUCUGAUGCAGGCCUUUGAAGGGCGACCACAGAUAAGCGGACUGCCGGAUGGCAUAGACACAGACGCAACUGAUGGUACAAACAAAAAUAAGAUGAAUGUAAAUUUAACAGAAAUUGACAACGGCACGGCUUCUGCCUGUACAUCUUCUGUCUGUACAUCUUCUGCCUGUAUAUCUUCUGCCAUCUCUGAAUCUGCUACCCCCAAGACUGCAGCCACUGGCCAUCAAGUCUCUUCUAAAAAGCCAAAGAGAAAAGGAAUCAAGGAUGCGUAUAAAGAAGAAGAUUUGGAGAAUAUGAAACUGGAUAAUAAAAAAAUUAAGCUCCAUAUUGAGAAAUUGAUAAUUGAAAAGCAGAAACUACAGGCAGAAAAGGAAUUAAUUGAAAUUAAGAAGGCGUUUUUGGUCCGUCAGUUCGAGGAGCGAUAUCCAAAUUCGAUUAUUUAUACAAGUAAUUCAAGUCUGGGUAAUGAAUUGUAA